AUGUUGACUGAACCGUGUGGAGCCUUGGGGCCAAUGGGGUCAGAAGUUCGAGACCUGACCCUGUUACCUCCGGCGCCUCCCAUGCCAUCCUUACCAGGUGGAGGUGGCGGCUGUGGGAUGUCUGUUGGUGGCGGCCAGUGGACACAACUGCUGGACCUCCACCCUGGCUCUCCCUAUAGCUCCCUGCCCUCCCAUCAUUCCCUCAUCAAGCAGGAACCAGGUUGGGGGGCUUCCGAUCCCAUUGAGGAUCCUCACUGUGGACUUGGGGCCUUCACAGUACACUUCUCAGGCCAGUUUACAGGCUCAGGCCCUUGUCGGGUUGGAGCCUUUGGAGAGCCAACAACAGGACAAGCCAGGAUGUUUCCUAAUACGACCUAUCUCCCCAGCUGUAUGGACACCACCUCUGUAUCCAGGAACCAGGGUUAUGGAGGAGUGGGUUUAGACAGCAACCCCAGCUAUGGUCUCACUCCGUCACACCACACCCCUCAACUCUCCAGCUUGUCCUUCAAACACGAGGACACAGUGUCACCUCCAAACAACAUAGUUGACCAGCAGUACCCAGCUCCUCCUCCCAUGUUUGGUUGCCACAGUCCUCCAGAAUCAUGUCCAAGCAGCCAAGCUUUACUCCUAAGAAACUACAACAGUGAUAACCUGUACCAAAUGGCAUCUCAGCUGGAGUGUGUAACAUGGAACCAAAUGAACUCCCUGGCAUCUUCCAUGAAGAGUGGCCAUGGGACCAGCUACGAGAGUGACCCUGCAGCCCCACCUACACCCAUGCUUGUAAGCUGUAGCACCCAGUACCACAUACAUGCACAUGGUGUCUUCAGAGGACUUCAGGAUGUCCGACGGGUACCUGGUAUCGCUAACCCAGUUGCGAGGACAUCAGAGGCGAGUGAAAAGCGUCCAUUUAUGUGUGUUUAUCCUGGCUGCAGCAAGAGAUACUUCAAACUCUCACAUCUGCAGAUGCACGGCCGCAAACACACAGGGGAGAAGCCUUACCAGUGUGAUUUCACAGACUGUGGACGCAGAUUUGCUCGGUCAGACCAGUUGAAGAGACACCAGCGCAGACACACAGGCGUGAAGCCCUUUCAGUGUGAGACGUGUCAGAGACAGUUUUCACGGUCAGACCACCUUAAGACACACACUCGGACUCAUACAGGUAAAACAAGUGAAAAGCCUUUUACCUGCCGCUGGUCCAACUGUCAGAAGAAGUUUGCCCGCUCUGACGAGUUGGUGCGCCACCACAGCAUGCACCAGAGGAACCUGACCAAGCUGCAGCCUGCCAUCUGAGCAGCCAGAGGAGGAGGAGGAGGACAAAGACGAAGGUGACAAUAUGUUGUGCCAGCUAGCAGAGAAAGACGCUGGAGCCUGGUCAGCGGUUAUGGUGCCUUGCCAGACUUGCUGAAGUGGAGAGCACAGCUGAUGCCUCCCUCCGCCAGAUGACGGCAGGAGACUCACAGAUGAUCCAUGAGAUCUUCAAGCGGCACCUCUGUCAGCGCUCAUUUUGUUUAUUUGACAUUAAAACUCAGACUUUAAGGUUCAACACCACAGUAAUUCUGAGCCACGAAAAACAAUUUGACACAAAAUGAGGAAACUGUUGUCACACUUUGUUGUAUAUUACAGUACACUUGCACUGGUUUCUUGUUUUUUUUGUUAAAACUGUGUCAUGAAAAUGUGCUGGACUAUGUUAACUGGAUUUAGGAAAUGGA
Molecule: messenger RNA, 1709 nt
Organism: Sphaeramia orbicularis (orbiculate cardinalfish)
Lineage: Eukaryota; Metazoa; Chordata; Actinopteri; Kurtiformes; Apogonidae
Gene: wt1b
Product: WT1 transcription factor b
Exons: 9
Coding region: 1-1290 (429 amino acids)
Biological process (GO): regulation of transcription by RNA polymerase II
Cellular component (GO): nucleus
Molecular function (GO): RNA polymerase II cis-regulatory region sequence-specific DNA binding; DNA-binding transcription factor activity, RNA polymerase II-specific
Source: RefSeq, a predicted model, not a curated record